Molecule: messenger RNA, 2540 nt
Organism: Malania oleifera
Lineage: Eukaryota; Viridiplantae; Streptophyta; Magnoliopsida; Santalales; Ximeniaceae
Exons: 19
Coding region: 141-2159 (672 amino acids)
Cellular component (GO): cytosol; ribonucleoprotein complex
Molecular function (GO): GTPase activity; GTP binding
Source: RefSeq, a predicted model, not a curated record
UUUUUUGUCCAGGCCUACACUUCCAACAGUUUAUAAUCCGCAGCCAAAUGCUUAAACCCUUACCAAGAAACCACUGACGCCAAAAACUGCAAAACCAGACAACCCCACACCCCCUUCUGUAGCCAUUUCCAAGAUUGGAAAUGGCAGGUCCUCUGCUUCGCUCUUUAUACUCCGCCACCAGAAAAUCCCUGUCGCCCUCAUCUUCAUGGCCCUCUCUCAAGCCCUACCCCACACCACGCGCCGCCCACCUUCUCCCACGCGUCUUCUCCUCCGCCCCUUCCACAGCCGUUGCCGCUGCAGCUCCUGGCAGCUCCCUGGACCCCGCUCGGCUCCGGAAUGUGGCCGUGAUCGCACACGUCGACCACGGCAAAACCACCCUCAUGGACCGCCUUCUCCGGCAGUGCGGCGCUGAUAUCCCUCACGAACGCGCCAUGGACUCCAUCAGCCUCGAGCGUGAGCGCGGCAUCACCAUUGCCUCCAAGGUUACAUCUAUUUCAUGGAAGGAUAAUGAGCUAAAUAUGGUUGAUACACCUGGACAUGCAGAUUUUGGCGGUGAAGUUGAGCGGGUUGUUGGCAUGGUUGAGGGAGCAGUUUUAGUUGUAGAUGCUGGUGAAGGUCCGCUAGCACAAACUAAGUUUGUUCUUGUUAAAGCUUUAAAGUAUGGACUACGUCCCAUUCUUCUUCUAAACAAAGUAGAUCGGCCUGCAGUUUCUGAAGAGAGGUGCAAUGAAGUUGAGAGCCUAGUGUUUGAUCUCUUUGCAAACCUUGGGGCUACAGAGGAGCAGCUAGAUUUUCCAGUACUCUAUGCUUCUGCUAAAGAAGGAUGGGCCUCUUCCAGCUUCACAAAAGAUCCUCCCAAUGAUGCAAAGAAUAUGUCCCAGUUGCUUGAUACCAUUCUAAAACAUGUUCCUCCACCAGUUGCUAGCCUUGAUGCACCAUUCCAAAUGCUGGUUUCCAUGAUGGAACGGGACUUCUAUCUUGGGCGAAUAUUGACUGGCCGCAUUUCUUCUGGGGUUAUUCGUGUUGGUGAUAGAGUUCAUGGACUUCGUAGCACAGAUUCUGGAGUUGAGAAAGUUGAAGAAGGAAAGGUUUUGAAACUGAUGAAAAAGAAGGGUACAAGCAUGGUUCUAAUUGACAGCGCUGGAGCUGGUGAUAUAAUAUCAAUGGCUGGGUUGGCAAGUCCAUCCAUUGGGCAUACAGUGGCAAAUGUACAGGUUAUGACUGCAUUGCCAACUGUUGAGUUGGAUCCUCCAACCAUUUCCAUGACUUUUGGUGUAAAUGACUCUCCACUGGCAGGUCGUGAUGGUUCCCAUCUGACUGGAGGAAAAAUUGGUGAUCGAUUAAUGGCUGAAGCAGAAACAAAUCUUGCCAUAAAUGUUCUUCCAGGCUUAUCAGAAUCAUAUGAAGUUCAGGGGAGGGGGGAACUUCAACUUGGUAUCUUGAUAGAGAACAUGAGGCGUGAAGGAUUUGAGCUCUCUGUCUCACCACCUAAAGUCAUGUAUAAAACUGAGAAUGGUCAGAGGCUUGAGCCAUUGGAAGAAGUGACCAUCGAGGUAAAUGAUGAACAUGUGGGUUUAGUUAUGGAAGCCCUUUCUCAUAGGCGAGCAGAGGUUCUUGACAUGGGUCCUGUCGCUGGCAACGUUGGCAGAACGAGAAUGUCUUUGACUUGUCCUUCAAGGGGCCUGGUUGGUUACAGGAGUGUGUUUAGCAGUGACACACGUGGGACUGGAUUUAUGCACCGUGCUUUCCUGACCUAUGCAAAGCACCGUGGUCCCCUUGGAAAUGUCAGGAAAGGAGUAUUGGUAUCAGUCGGGCAUGGUACGACCACAGCAUAUGCACUAAUGAGUAUAGAAGCUCGUGGAACUCUUUUUGUAACUCCAGGGAUGGAGGCAUAUGAUGGCAUGAUUGUUGGUGAACAUUCACGAGAUACAGAUCUUGAUAUUAACCCAGUGCGGGCCAAGGAACUCAGCAAUAUGCGAGCUGCUGGAAAGGAUGAAAAUGUCAAGCUUACUCCUCCUCGCCUUAUGACUCUUGAAGAAGCAAUAGGGUACGUUGCGUCUGACGAGCUCAUUGAGGUUACGCCAAAAGCCAUUAGACUAAGAAAGAGAUACCUGGAUGCAAACAAGCGGAAAACAAUGAGGAAUAAGCCUAAGGACUGAAGCCUCUGCCCUACGAGAGAGAGAGAGAGAGAGAGAGAGAGAGAGAGGGAGAGCCAUGUAAUCCAUUUUUGAAACCUGAGGGUAGAUAAUUAUUAUAAGCCUCUGCCCACGAGAGAGAGAGAGAGAGAGAGAGAGAGAGAGAGAGAGAGAGAUGUUACCAUAUAGGCCAUUUUUGAAGCCUAGAAGAGAUAAUUAUUAACUUAUUCUUGAAGUAAGCAUCAUUGUAGAUUGUAAUUGUAAAUCCAAAAGUAAACAAAUAAAUGAAUAAGUGGUGACAAUAAGGGGAAAAUCAUGAUGUUUGUACUGGGUGAUGAUAAAAUAUAAGUGCAAUGAUUAAUUAUGCUUGAUUUGAAAGCACAAAAAUUUGCUUUCCCUGUAGAA